UCUGCCUCAUCCACCGUAUCUAUUGACAUUCUAGCAUCUUAAUCCACUCACAAAACACGCUAUGUCCCUCAACAAGGCAGUCCUCAGCCCGGCACACACACCGAUCCCGCUCCAAGAUGAGAUGCACCUCCGAGAAGUCGAGGGCGCAGAGUUUGUGAUCACGCUCCCCGACGCGAGUUCCAAGGAGCUCAAGGGUAAGGGCAAGGUCUUCCUCACAGACCUUCGGCUGAUCCUUGUUGCCGACAAGGACAAGGACGGCCGGACAGACAACGGCUUCGAGACCCUCGCCGUCUCGCACGCCUCCAUCCUCGCCGUCAAGUCCGAAUCCCCGCGCAUCCCCGUCUUCGGCAACGGGCCCCGUAUCCUGCUCGAGAUUAAGCCCUCCCCGGGCGGUGGUCUCCCGGAGGGCACGACCCGCGUUGAGAUCCGCAAGGGCGACAAGGACGCCAUCGCCAGCUUCGCCUCCGCCAUCGACAAGACGCGCGAACGCACGGUGAACAAGAGCAGGGCGCUGGCCGAGGAUGACCAGGAUCUCCCGGAGUAUGGGGGUCCGGGGCCGAGCUCGUCCUCAACAACGUACGUCACCGCGGAUGUCCCUUCCGAUGCGCCCCCUGGCUAUGAGCCUUGAUUCGCCCUCGCCUUCGGAUUCCUGGAGUCACCAGUGUACCAUACUCUUACAUAGGACCUCACGCCGCCUGUAUCAUCUGUACUCACCGCAACACACAUCAACGGAAUGUAUCGCUGCCAUCUCUACUCCAGAUGUCAUGUUUCAUGGCAGCGUGUUAGCGAG
Messenger RNA from Dichomitus squalens LYAD-421 SS1, 790 nucleotides. RefSeq lists its product as uncharacterized. The coding region runs from base 62 to 628 and encodes 188 amino acids. The record is from RefSeq and is a predicted model, not a curated record. NCBI's taxonomy places the organism in Eukaryota, Fungi, Basidiomycota, Agaricomycetes, Polyporales, Polyporaceae. The transcript is spliced from 3 exons.